Sporisorium graminicola is the source of this 579-nucleotide messenger RNA. RefSeq lists its product as uncharacterized. Lineage: Eukaryota; Fungi; Basidiomycota; Ustilaginomycetes; Ustilaginales; Ustilaginaceae. The coding region runs from base 1 to 579 and encodes 192 amino acids. The record is from RefSeq and is a predicted model, not a curated record. The transcript has a single exon.
AUGCGCUCGAGUGGAUCCGGACGAAGUACAGUCAAGGAUCCAGAACCGCAAACGGGACUCUACUACCAUCCGACGCAGAUCAGCAUCGCUCGUGGUAACGGCCAGCCCGCAUCCACCGUGAACGGUUGGGCGAUCUCGUUCCUACCCAAACCAUCCGCCUCCGAGGACGUUGUCAUCGCUUACGUCCUGCCCACAACCACGUCGUCAUCGCAAGACUCGGAACCGGCUGACUUCGUGCGUGCCAACCCGGACCGCAUCCGCGUCAACCCGGCCGGGUGGAAGAUCAUGCACGACGUGCUCAAGAACCAAGUGGUCCCCAACGACGACCUGCUCAACUUUGAGGCCUCGACGCGAGAGAGCGGCUGGGCGCAUCUCACGGACCUCAGACAUCCGCUCAUGCCUGGAAGGAUCGCCACGCCCGAAAACAUCAUCGCCUCGGUCGCAUUUACAGAGGGCAAGCUGAACGUGGAGAGCUACGAGGAAAACAAGUCGUAUAGGCUGGUAACCGGGUAUGAAGGGCCCAUUCAGAUGCCGGACAGCUGGAUCGCCAAGUUGAGGAAACAUUUCGAGUCGCUCUGA